AUGCACCAGUCCCCAACGCCCCAUGCUGCUGCUGCUGCUGCUCCGCCCGCACACACUCUACUUCAUAUCCAAAUUUCAGGGUGGUGGAAGGACGGCCGGUCCACCUUCGAUGGUCCCCGAGCCGAGUCAACACCGCCUUCCUCCCUUCACCCUGACAAUCCCUCUCCGACCAGCCCUCCUGGCUAUACUGCCCCGGACACUCCACCCAAUAUGGGUGCCGGCAACCAACCAGUUUAUAAUUACACUCUCUCAAAUCUCCAGGCAAUCGCCAUCUUCUCUCCUCAACUUACAUUCAAAAUCCAACGUCAAAACCACAAAAACAAAAAAACAAAAAAACCCCAAUAUUUCAAAGUCCCCUACCCCCAUCUGCAUAGCUUGAGACUGCAGCCUACCGAAACCAAGAGCUUAACCAAACCACAAUUUUUUUUGCUACUUAUUCCUCUGCAGGGUGAGCAAAGCUCGCUUGAGUGA
Messenger RNA from Hyaloscypha bicolor E, 471 nucleotides. RefSeq lists its product as uncharacterized. The record is from RefSeq and is a predicted model, not a curated record. The coding region runs from base 1 to 471 and encodes 156 amino acids. NCBI's taxonomy places the organism in Eukaryota, Fungi, Ascomycota, Leotiomycetes, Helotiales, Hyaloscyphaceae. The transcript has 2 exons.